This is a messenger RNA of Scomber japonicus (chub mackerel), 4740 nucleotides long. It is a transcript of the gene fnbp1b, whose product is annotated as formin-binding protein 1. Gene Ontology annotation, molecular function: protein binding. The record is from RefSeq and is a predicted model, not a curated record. Gene Ontology annotation, biological process: endocytosis; signal transduction. The transcript is spliced from 17 exons. Lineage: Eukaryota; Metazoa; Chordata; Actinopteri; Scombriformes; Scombridae. The coding region runs from base 71 to 1999 and encodes 642 amino acids.
GGUUGGCUCACAGAAUAAGACGAACCUUUAAUAUGUCGCACAUUGUCAGGAAUCAAGGAAGACUCCAGAAAUGGUAGAAGACAGGAUGGGGGACUGUUGGAGCUACACCAAGGAUCAGUUUGACAACUUGGAGAAGCAUACACAGUGGGGGAUCGAAUUUGUCGAGAAGUACACCAAAUUUGUCAAGGAGAGGUCAGAGAUCGAAACCAGCUAUGCAAAACAAAUUAGGAAUUUAUCAAAGAAGUAUCAACCCAAGAAGAACUCGCGAGAAGAGGAAGAGAACAAGUUCUCCUUCUGUCGAGCCUUCGUGAUGACGCUUAACGAGUUAAAUGACUACGCGGGUCAACACGAGGUCAUCGCCGAGAACUUGACGUCUCAAAUCAUCGCCGAGCUUUCGCGCUACCUGCAGGAGAUCAAGACGGAGAGAAAAUCGCACUUCCAUGAUGGGCGCAAGGCACAGCAGCACAUCGAGAGCUCGUGGAAACAGCUGGAAUCGUGUAAAAGAAGGUUCGAGAGGGACUGCAAAGAGGCAGACAGAGCACAGCAAUACUUUGAGAAGAUGGAUGCCGACAUUAACGUGACUAAGGCUGACGUGGAAAAGGCACGACAGCAAGCUCAGAUGAGGCACCAGAUGGCUUCUGACAGUAAGAACGAUUACUCCGCCUACCUGCAGAAGUUCAACCAGGAACAGAAUGAACAUUACUAUACAAUUAUCCCUAACAUAUUCCAGAAACUUCAAGACAUGGAGGAGAAAAGAAUUGAGAGGAUAGGAGUGUGCAUGAAGACGUUCGCAGACGUGGACCGCCAAGUUCUUCCCAUCGUGGGGAAAUGUUUAGAUGGAAUGACGAAAGCCGCUGAGUCAAUCGAGCCCAAGACUGACUCGAAACAGGUGGUGGAAUCUUAUAAGUCCGGGUUCGAGCCCCCGGGAGACGUGGAGUUUGAGGACUACGGCCAGGCCAUGAAGAGGACGGCGUCCGACACCAGCCUCUCCAACGCCAGAGAGGGCAAGGAGAAGCCUGCUGGCAAAACCAAGACCAAACUGUGGCCUUUCAUUAAGAACAAGAACAAGCUUAUGUCCCUGUUAACGUCCCCCCACCAGCCCCCACCUGCCCCCCCAGCCUCAUCCCCGCCCUCACCCUCUACUGUUCCCAACGACCCCCAGUCUCCCAAGCAACACAAGGAGCCCCUCUCCCACCGCCUCAACGACUUCAUGACCUCCAAACCCAAAAUGCACUGCCUCCGGAGCCUGAGGCGAGGGAUCACACUCAAUUCCCACGUCCGGAAUCUCAUUGAGGGCUCCGGGCCAGAGGACUUCAGCCACCUGCCCCCAGAACAGAGGAGGAAGAAGCUGCAAGGAAAGAUAGACGAGCUGAGUAAAGACAUUCAAAAAGAGAUGGACCAGAGGGACGCCCUAACUAAGAUGAAAGAUGUCUACAUAAAAAAUCCUCAAAUGGGAGAUCCAACCAGUGUAGACCCCCGCCUAACAGAAAUAGGACAGAACAUCGAGAAGCUCCAGUCUGAAAUGCAGAAAUUUGAGGGCUGGUUAGCAGAGGUUGAGGAGAGGAUGCCAUCCAAGAGCGAUACACAACGGAGAAGUCUCUAUGAGACCCAGAACAACACAACAGUGAGCAACAACUGUGCACAGGACAGAGAGAGCAGCCCGGAUGGCAGCUACACAGAGGAGCAGAAUUCAGAGACUCAGGUCAAAGCCAACAUCAACCCCGAACCCAUCCCCAACCCCACCUCCACCACGCCGGAGUUUGACGAUGAGUUUGACGAUGAGGAGACCCUGCCUACCAUCGGCACCUGCAAAGCCUUGUACCCCUUCGAAGGUCAUAAUGAGGGUACCAUCUCAGUGGCAGAAGGGGAGCUGUUGUACGUCAUAGAAGAAGACAAAGGAGAUGGCUGGACAAGAGUGCGGAGGAAUGAGGACGAGGAGGGAUACGUCCCCACAUCCUACGUCGAGGUCUUUUUGGAAACAAAUGCCAAAGAUUCCUAAAAGUGUGAGGCUGGCUGAGGAAUGGCAGGGCAAGCAGCCUCGGAGAAACCACCAUGUUCCUCAUAACGCUCACAGAGUCAGAGUGAGAAAGUGAAAGACGACCUGAAUCUAAAUGCAUCUCAAUUACCAAACCGUUACAGAAAAAAACCCAAACCCUCCCCCCCCAAACUUAUCAGCAGUGUUGCGCUUCCUCUGCAGAGCCUGGCAGUGUGAAGCAACGCUAAGAGAAAUCCAUCUAAAUUUUAGUGCCCAUAACCUUUUCAUUCUUAACACCCAUACAGCAGUAACAACCACAGUAUACAAUUUGCUUUUUUUGUUGUUUUCAGCAAAGCUUUGCUUCUUAAUGUAACUAACUUCGCUUGUACCAUCGCGCGGUCAUGAACGUGGCUGUUGGCUUCCUCGCUCUGCCACUUCUCCCUUUCCUUACCUUUGCCCCAUUGUGCGCACACACACAAACACACACACACACACACACACACACACACACACAAAGGGCAGAGGGUGUGGUCAGAGACAGGACGGAGACCAGCGAGCAAGGAGCCCAGGGACAAAUGACCAGCCCCCCUCCCCCAUCUCCUUGUCAAACACCUUCAUCCGAGGUCUUCACUCACUCAUUGACUCGAGAAGGAUUCGUCGGUGAACACGUGGGGCUGUAAGAACCUCACACUCACCAAAAUCAGCUCCAUGUUUUCAGGUUUCAUCCGACUAGAGGAAGCAAAAGGUGCUAAUCAUUGAUGUGUACGUGUGCUUCUGGUUAUGUUUGUUUGAGACGAAUGCUUGCGUGUGUUAUCUGAAGGUCUUUGUGUGUUGCAAUGUCCCAUUUUCUCCACACCAGUGUCACUCCCACAACAUACAUCCACGAUCAACUGGAGGGAAACAGUGAUGGAUGACGGGUAUUUCUCCCCAUCACCCUCAUCCACAAAUUCAUGUCUUGUCAUCGGUGUCUGCUCCUCUCUCUGACCACACCUCCCUUCCUCCCCCUCAACCCCUCACCUACACAGCCCUUCCCUCCUCAGGCGGCGCAGGCUAACCCCUUGGCUGCUUUGAGCCCUCCUUUUUGCAACAGCUCGGGGCGGCGGCCUCUCAGCGUUGUGGUGUGCUGCAUGCUUGCCCUGUCUUCCUCCUCGCCCCUCUGCUGGCAGCCCGGAGGUGGCGGGGGUGUUUGCUGCGUCAGCUUACGCCCCCCCCCAGCCUCCAGCCUUUCUGUUCAGUUAACCCUCAUUGCCUGGUUGUACUGUUUGAAUUAACCUGAAUGCCACUGUUUGGGUUCGGUGCCUGUGAUUCAUUUCUUUUUUUAUAUAUCUUUUUCAUUGUUGGCUCAGAAAGCAUGUUUCCCUGUUUUUAACAGUGAGUGAGUGACUCCUCCCAGUGUUUCCCAGUUUAAUAUCAAAACUGUCAGCAAAUGACGAUAGGGACCCGAAAUGUUGUUUUCUGAGUGAUCGUAUGCAUAGGUAGGUCAUGGAUGUCUUGUGCAUUUGUUAUACUGCAAGUACACAGUACAGUAUGUAUGUAAAUAUAUUGUAUGUGUUGAUCAGAGUGUCUAACGCAAGUUGUUAGUUUACAGUUAAUCACCUCGUGGAAACACAAGUGUCUGCUUGGUUCUAAGCAGCAGUUUACCCAAAAAAUGAAACCUAUGAUGAUAUGAUUUACAAACCCGAAGUUGUCUGGAUGGUAAAACCACUGUCUACUGUAUAUGAAAAUAUACUGUGAUUCACAUUGUCCUGUGAGUUUGUGACUGAAAUGUGACAAGAUGCAGAAUCACCUGUUUUUUUCGGGCCUUAACCGGGUUUCUCUUCUGUUCACUGAGAGAAUGAUACUGAUGUUAGCUGUGGCGAAAUGAAAGGAUUAAGAUGAUUGUUUUAAAAGUUUGGGGGAAAGUUUUUUUUUUUCUUUCUUUUUUUAAUCAUGAAACUGUCAGACUUUAGGAAUUACAGUGUGUCCACUGAUUUCCCCUCUGCUCAACGGCACAUAUGUGAUUUUAACAUUUUUGUUUUAUAUUUGAUGAUGAGGUAAUGAGAUUUUUUGUUUGUUUGUUUGUUUAAGCUGGAAAUCUAUGUUGUAGCUUAUUCUGCCUGAGUGGGACUAAAAUCCCUUAACUGCAAAUGAGUAUGAGUAACAAUGACAUUUUUUGUGUUUUGGACGAAGCCAUUGUUUAACAUUCAUCUGAUGCAGAAAAUCAUGAGUGAUUAUAUGAUGACCAUGAAGACUUUUGAUGGAAACAAUGAUCAAAUCCCUGCUGUGGUACAGAAUGAAGCUUAGAAGUAUUGUUUGCUUUUUUUGCCACCCAUGCUCCAUACGUCAAGAUGUCAAACAAGCCACUUUUGUUUGUUAAUUGUUCCUGAGUGAUAAAUGAUGAGAUAAAUCUGAAGAGGCACAAAUCACCGCUUUGAUGCCAUCUGCCUGCCAGCAGUGCUCUGCGACGAGACCACCACAAACCUUUGAAUUGAUGCCCCAGAAUAACCUGCCUGUACAGUGGAAAUGGCGCGUUGGAAUUAGAGAGAAUAUAUAUGAAUAUAUAAAUAAAGUUUAAAAAGGAAAACAUCUAUUUUAACUAUUGAGAGUCUUACCAUUACUUUAUCUGCUUUGCAAAGUAAGACUUCUUUUCCUUUGUAAGGUCUACCAAAUGGUGUGUUUUUGCACUUUUUGUUUGUGUUCCAUUUGGUAGCCCAUGCUUGUGUUUUGGAGCACUGAAUACUUUGUAUUGUGUUUACUGUGCCAAUUAAAUAUGCCUGGAAAGUAAA